Messenger RNA from Molossus molossus (Pallas's mastiff bat), 2031 nucleotides. RefSeq names its product methylsterol monooxygenase 1 (gene MSMO1). Bases 159 to 1040 code for a protein of 293 amino acids. Lineage: Eukaryota; Metazoa; Chordata; Mammalia; Chiroptera; Molossidae. Gene Ontology annotation, molecular function: C-4 methylsterol oxidase activity; iron ion binding. The transcript has 6 exons. Gene Ontology annotation, biological process: sterol biosynthetic process. The record is from RefSeq and is a predicted model, not a curated record.
CGGCUUCACAACUUCCCAGCCCGGAGAGGCGGGCUCCUGGGGCGCGGCACCUGGCAGGGUUUGGGUGACGCGAGCGGCAGUCUUCGUGCGGGCGUCCAGGUGAGCGGACCGGAGGAGCGGCUCGGAGAAUUAUAAAGCUGUGUGCAGAGACUUGGAAAAUGGCAACAAAUGAAAGUGUCAGCAUCUUUAAUUCAGCAUACUUGGCUGUGGAGUAUGUGGAUUCACUUUUACCUGAGAAUCCUCUGCAAGAAUCAUUUAAGAAUGCUUGGACGUAUAUGUUGGACAAUUAUACAAAGUUCCAGAUUGCAACAUGGGGAUCCCUAAUAGUUCACGAGACAAUUUAUUUCUUGUUCUGUUUACCUGGGUUUUUGUUUCAAUUUAUACCUUACAUGAAAAAGUACAAAAUUCAAAAGGAUAAACCAGAAACAUGGGAAAACCAAUGGAAAUGCUUUAAAGUACUUCUCUUUAAUCACUUUUGUAUCCAGCUUCCUUUGAUUUGUGGAACUUAUUAUUUUACAGAAUAUUUCAAUAUUCCUUAUGGAUGGGAAACAAUGCCAAGAUGGUAUAUGCUUCUGGCAAGAUGCUUUGGUUGUGCAGUGAUUGAGGAUACCUGGCACUAUUUCCUACAUAGGCUCUUACACCACAAGAAAAUAUAUAAAUAUAUUCAUAAAGUUCAUCAUGAGUUUCAGGCUCCAUUUGGAAUGGAAGCUGAAUAUGCACAUCCUCUGGAAACCCUAAUUCUUGGAACUGGGUUUUUCAUUGGAAUCAUGCUUUUAUGUGACCACGUAGUUCUUCUUUGGGCGUGGGUGACCAUUCGUUUGCUAGAAACUAUUGAUGUCCACAGUGGUUAUGAUAUUCCUCUCAACCCUUUGAACUUCAUCCCUUUCUAUGCUGGUUCUCGGCAUCAUGACUUUCACCACAUGAACUUCAUUGGAAACUAUGCUUCAACGUUUACGUGGUGGGAUCGAAUUUUUGGAACAGACUCUCAGUUUAUUGCCUACACUAAAAAGAUGAAGAAGAGUGAGAAAAAGACUGAAUAAAUAUGUAGGCCAUCCUGAAGAUACACAUUUUCCCGAAUUAUAACUAGUAGCUAAUAUUGCUUCUAGGGAGCAGAAAUAAACCUGUUAUGGCUGCUGAGUGAUUAAAAAAAAUUAACAACUUUUAUCUUCCUAGUGGGAACUAUGUCUGCUUUCCAUUCGAGUUCUCUAUGUGUAGGAAUAAGUAGGGAAGUUUAAUUUUUUUUUUCUUUAUUGAUUUUAGGGACAGGGAGAAACAUUGAUGAGAGAGAAUAUUGAUCAGCUGCCUCCUGCAUGCCCCCACUGGGGAUUUGGCCCACAACCUGGGCAUGUACCUUGCCCGGGAAUCGAACUGGUGACGUUCAACCACUGAGCCACACCAGCCUGGCAAGUAGGGAAGUUUUAAAGGCCAUAUUAAUAACCCUUUUAAGUAACAGAAGAAGUAUUAAUCUGUGUCUUUGCCCCCAGUAACACCAUAGACCUAAAGUAGAAAUUGCUCUUUAAAGCUUUUAAAUAUAUAGUGACCACUUCAAAAACUGUUAAUAGUGGAUGUUGGCCUCAUAUUGAACUUUAGACAUUUUUUAGAGUUUCUUUAAAAUACCGUGGGUUGAAUGACAUCAAUUGAUGUGUGAAUGAAGCUGCAAAACCAGGACUUGCCAGCAUCAAGAAUUUUCUGUCUUAUCUGAGCUCCAGUUUGGGGUGAUUUUCUUUGAGUAGUCCUUUUGGAUUCCGAUGUACUGCUGGCAUCUGUACAUUAGUGUUUCUGAAUUGAUGUAAGUGGAAUAUUUUAGUCUAAAGAUCUUCACGUUUCUUGAAUUUUUUAAAGAAAGCUUUAUUUCUGCUAUUUACCCUUUAAUUUUGGAAAAUCAGGUUUUUAUUAUACUUAAAGAUGUAUCUUGAAACUAUGUGAACUGACUUGUAUUUGCACUUUGAGCUAUUAAAAUAAAUGUGGGUUUUUUUGUCUGAUUACUUGGUUUCCAGUUUUGAACAUCUUAUUUUAUUCUUAUAAGGAAAA